ACAGAAACAAAACAAAAAAGCCAAUAAGCACAAAGUUGAGCUUGACGUACGUACUUGGCUACGCAGAGCGUCCCCGCCGGCAAUGGAGGUCCACGUCCUGAGCUCCAAGCUCGUCAAGCCCGCGUCCACCAAGCUGGCCGCCGGCGCCCCCGAGUACAUCCCUCUCUCUGUCUUUGACAAGGUGACGUACCAAAUGCAUAUGGCCAUGAUCUUUGCCUUUGCGGCGCCGGCGCCGGCGCCCACCGCGGCCGCUCUAGAGAAGGGCCUAGCUGUUGCCCUUUCGGAGUACCGCACCUUGGCGGGGCAGCUGGUCCGCAACCGCAGCGAGGGGCCGGUGGUGCUGCUCAAUGACCGGGGUGCCCGUGUGGUGGAGGCGUGCGUGGACGCCGACAUGGUGGAUGUGGAUGUGGCCCUGCCCAAUCCCAAGCCGGAGCUGCUGCAGCUGCUUCCGGACCUCGAGGAGGAAGCUAUCAAGGAGGUGGUGGUGCUGCAGCUCACGCGGUUCAGGUGCGGCUCCCUCGCGGUGGGGUUCGCCCGCAACCACGCCGUCGCCGACGGGCGCGCCACCAGCAACUUCCUCGUCGCGUGGGGACGUGCCACCAGGGGUCUCACUAUGGGUCUCCCGCCCAUGUACAAGUACAACCACCUCGACCUAUUCCAGCCACGCCCCUCUCACUGCAUCCACGAGUUCGAGUUCGACCACCGCAAUCGCGAGUACUACCUUCCACCACCGCCGGCGCCGGCGCCCACAGCGACCGCCGGCGACAAGAAGGUGAUCGUUGUACACAAGGCGCACUUCAGCAAGGACUGGAUCGCCGGCCUUCGCGACACCACCUCACAAGGGCGGGACCGCCCGUUUACCCGAUUCGAAACUAUUCUCGCCCAGCUGUGGCGCGCCAUGACACGGGCGCGGGGACUCUCACAGGACGACAUCUCCACGGUGCGUAUCUCAGUGGACGGCCGCAGCCGCCUCGGCAUGCCAGCGGAGUAUGCCAGCAACCUAGUCCUCUGGGCUUUCCCGCGCGCUAGGGUGUCCGACCUGCUGGGACAACCGCUGAGUCACGCCGCGCAGCUCAUCCACGACGAGGUGGCUAGGGUGGCGGACCCGGCCUACUUCCGGUCGUUUGUGGACUUUGCCACCUCCGGCCUUGUCGAGCAGGAAGGACUUGCGCCGAGCUCCGAGAUCAACAUGAGGGACGUGCUGUGCCCCGACUUGGAGGUGCACAGCUGGCUCACCUUUCAGUUCUACGACAUGGACUUCGGCACGGGCACCCCAACGUACGUCAUGCCGUCCUACAUCCCGGCGGAAGGGCUUAUCUUCCUUGCGCCGUCCUACAUCGGGGACGGCAGCAUCGACGCCUUCGUGCCUGUCUUCCAAGACAACCUCGAGGCCUUCAAGCAGUGUCUCUACUCCAUCGAUCACCAUGACAAAGAGUAGCGAGAGCGAGCCAGGGACGCAUGCAGGACAUGAAUAAAUGAUGCAUCCUCGGAUAAAACAGCCCAUCCAAGAUGGUUUCCUUGUGUGUGUGUUUUUCUUUUUGCCUGAGAAUUUCUUAAGAAUAAACCGAGUUUAAUCUCUA
Messenger RNA from Aegilops tauschii subsp. strangulata, 1580 nucleotides. RefSeq names its product putrescine hydroxycinnamoyltransferase 3. NCBI's taxonomy places the organism in Eukaryota, Viridiplantae, Streptophyta, Magnoliopsida, Poales, Poaceae. Gene Ontology annotation, molecular function: acyltransferase activity, transferring groups other than amino-acyl groups. The record is from RefSeq and is a predicted model, not a curated record.